Molecule: messenger RNA, 1374 nt
Organism: Solea senegalensis (Senegalese sole)
Lineage: Eukaryota; Metazoa; Chordata; Actinopteri; Pleuronectiformes; Soleidae
Gene: faap24
Product: FA core complex associated protein 24
Exons: 4
Coding region: 275-928 (217 amino acids)
Biological process (GO): interstrand cross-link repair
Cellular component (GO): Fanconi anaemia nuclear complex
Molecular function (GO): chromatin binding
Source: RefSeq, a predicted model, not a curated record
CACAGUUGUCUUCAAGGCAGAGGGGGCGGAGCUCUAUCCAGUUCUUAUCAUACAUCCAUGGUCUGAAAACGUGUGUGACGACUGCAGUUCUCUUCUGGGCCACCAGCCGGCGAUGUAGCAGCGGAAGUCCUUUAUCCAGACCUUCUACAGUAAACCGGAUGAAGAGAUUUGGUGGUUGUGGAGGCAAAAAAAACUAACGCUGUGCCAAACAAACUCUUCAGAAGUCAUUUUUGGAAGAGUUUUGAGUAAAAUAAAGAAAUCCUAAUCUGAGUUGAUGGAAAACAAACCCGCUGCUCUGCUGAACGCUGUUCCUCCUUACGGACACGUGAUCGCUAGCGAGAAAUGGAGAGAGACGACCCUCAUUCACAACCUGAAAGGUGGAGGAGUGAAGAUCCUGUUUGAGAGUGAACUGAGUUUGACAGAUUUCCACCUUCCCAACAAAAGCUGCAUCCUCUACGUGUCCGAGUGUGACAUCGUCGCCGGAAACAACUACAAGAGGAAACUGGUUCGCUACAGAAACGCGAGCAGCAGCUUCCAGGGGUUGGUGUUGGUGGAGAGGACCAGACUGAGUGAACAGUUCUUCUCGGCCGUGCAGAAGUUUGUGGUGUUUGACCUCGGUCUGACUCUGCUGCCGGUCAGUGGUCAGACAGAGGCCUCGCAGCUCAUCGCGCAGAUCGUCCACAGCGGGAGCAGAGAAAACCCCUUCAGGAGGAGUUCUUCCUCUCAGCUGCUGGACCCGCUGGUUCUGGCCGUGGUCCAGCAGGUCCCUGGUGUGGGCCGGAUCAAAGCUCUCGCUCUGCUGCAGAACUUCUCCAGCCUCCAGCAGCUCUCCAGCGCCACCAUCAGCGAGCUGGAGCCUGUGGUGGGUCCAGCAGCCGCUCGGCACAUCCACAGCUUCUUCCACAAACACGCGGCGGCCGGAACGUGAGUGCUCUGAGUUUGAGUUUGAGUUUCUGUCUGGACACAGAUAUGAAACGCUGACAAUCGAAGGAGAUGCAUUUCACUACGUCAGCGAAUAUUCUCACUCACACACUCACUCACACACUCCGACAUGGACACACACAGAAUGAGGACACAGUGUGUGUAUGGACGCAAGUCUAUGAUGUGUUAAGGACACGUUGACGUCUUUAUCUCACUGUUGGACAGACUUUACCAACAGGAACAGCAGCUCCUGUGUCCCUGUGAGCUACAAUCACUGAUUUUCUCUCUGGACUUUGGUGUGAGAGAGUGAGUGAUUCUGUCAAACAACCAACCUGUUCUAAUGUAAUAAAUGUAUUGAUUAUUUUAUUUAUUCAUUUUCCUGUGUAUAUACAUGAUAUAUAAACAUAUGUAUAAUAUUUUGGUUUCCUCAUUAAACACUUUUAAUAUCAGUCA